AGACGCAGAGAGACCAAGUGACCCCCCCUCGGUCACAGGCUGGGAGGACCCAGAUCAGGACGUAGAGAGAACCCCGACUCUGGGCCUGCGUCCUGCCACGGAGUCACGCUGCCUCCCUUCCUAGGAGAGAAGGCUUCCUGCAAGAUGGAGGUGGACGCGGAGGAGAAGCGGCAUCGCACGCGGUCCAAAGGGGUUCGAGUUCCCGUGGAGCCAGCCAUCCAGGAGCUGUUCAGCUGUCCCACCCCUGGCUGUGACGGCAGUGGCCACGUCAGCGGAAAAUAUGCAAGACACAGAAGCGUAUACGGCUGCCCCUUGGCCAAGAAAAGGAAAACGCAGGACAAACAGCCCCAGGAACCCGCUCCCAAGCGAAAACCGUUCGCAGUGAAAGCGGACAGCUCGUCGGCGGAGGACUGCUAUGACAGCGACGGCUCGGAGGACGGGGACGAGAAGGAGGAGGACGAGGAGGACGAGGACUCGGAAGACGAGGAGGACGAGGAGGCCGAGCGGGAGGAGGAGGAGGAGGAGGUGGAGGACGAGGACGAGGACGAGGACGGCGAGGAGGUGGAGGACGAGGACGAGGACGAGGACGACGAGGACGAGGACGAGGACGAGGAGAACGAAGGCCGCCAGCUGAACUGCCACAACCCUCGCCUGAUGCAGGACACGGAGAAGGACGACAACAACAACGACGAGUACGACAACUACGACGAGCUGGUGGCCAAGUCCCUGCUGAACCUGGGCAAGAUCGCCGAGGACGCCGCCUUCCGCGCCCGCACCGAGUCCGAGAUGAACAGCAGCACCUCCCACAGCCUGGAGGACGACAGCGACAAGAACGAGCCCCUGGGCCGCAAGGCCGAGCUGAGCCUGGACCUGGACAGCGACGUGGUCAGGGAGACGGUGGACUCGCUGAAGCUGCUGGCGCAGGGCCACGGCGUGGUGCUGGGGGACGGCGCGGGCGACCGGGGCUAUGCAGACGCGGGGCCGCCCGACGGCCGGGGCCUGAACUACGUGAUGCUGGGCAAGGCGGCCAACAACGGGCUGGCGGAGAAGCUGGCGGAGGAGAGCGACGAGGAGGUGUGUCUGAGCAGCCUGGAGUGUCUGCGCAACCAGUGCUUCGACCUGGCCCGCAAGCUGAGCGAGGGCAGCCCGCAGGAGCGCGCCCCGCAGCCCAGCGCCGGCCUCCGCCCGCACGGCCGCCCCGACGACGACUUCGCGGGCAGGACGCCCGACCGGAACUACUCCGACAUGGUGAACCUGAUGCGGCUGGAGGAGCAGCUGAGCCCCAGGGCCAGAACGUUCUCCAGCUGCGCCAAGGAGGACGGCUGCCAGGAGCGGGACGAGGACACCGCCUCGGUGGCCUCGGACCGGUCGGAGGAGGUCUUCGACAUGACCAAGGGCAACCUGACCCUCCUGGAGAAGGCCAUCGCCCUGGAGACGGAGCGGGCCAAGGCCAUGAGGGAGAAGAUGGCCCUGGAGGCGGGACGGCGGGACAGUCUGAGGUCCUACGAGGACCCGUCGCCAAGGCCGCUCCCCGGGGAGGAGAGGAAGGCUAAGUCCGGCGACAGCCAUGUCAAAAAGCCAUACUAUGAUCCCUCGAGAGCAGAAAAGAAAGAGAGCAAGUGCCCCACCCCAGGGUGCGAUGGAACUGGCCACGUAACCGGGCUUUAUCCGCAUCACCGCAGUUUGUCCGGAUGCCCGCACAAAGAUAGGGUCCCUCCAGAAAUUCUUGCCAUGCAUGAAAAUGUGCUCAAGUGUCCUACUCCGGGCUGCACAGGGCGAGGGCAUGUAAAUAGCAACAGGAACUCGCACAGAAGCCUCUCUGGAUGCCCCAUUGCUGCAGCGGAGAAACUGGCAAAGGCCCAGGAAAAACACCAGAGCUGUGACGUGUCCAAGGCCAGCCAAGCCUCAGACCGGGUGCUCAGGCCCAUGUGCUUUGUAAAGCAGCUCGAGAUCCCACACUACGGCUACAGAAACAACGUCCCCACCACCACGCCUCGCUCCAACCUGGCCAAAGAGCUGGAGAAAUAUUCCAAGACAUCCUUUGAGUACAACAGUUACGACAGCCAUACGUACGGCAAGCGGGCCAUAGCCCCCAAGGUGCAAACCAGGGAAAUAUCCCCCAAAGGAUUUGAUGCGAAGCGGUACUGCAAGGACGCCAGCCCCAGCAGCAGCACCACCAGCACCUACGCACCCAGUAGCAGCAGCAACCUGAGCUGCGGCGGCGGCAGCAGCGCCAGCAGCACGUGCAGCAAGAGCAGCUUCGACUACACGCACGACAUGGAGGCUGCGCACAUGGCGGCCACGGCCAUCCUCAACCUGUCCACGCGCUGCCGCGAGAUGCCGCAGAACCUGUCCACCAAGCCUCAGGACUUGUGCUCGGCGCGGAACCCUGACAUGGAGGUGGACGAGAACGGGACCCUGGACCUGAGCAUGAACAAGCAGCGGCCGCGAGAGGGCUGCUGCCCCAUCCUGACGCCCCUGGAGCCCAUGUCCCCCCAGCAGCAGGCGGUGAUGAGCAGCCGGUGUUUCCAGCUGAGCGAAGGGGACUGCUGGGACUUGCCCGUAGACUACACCAAAAUGAAGCCUCGGAGGAUAGACGAGGACGAGUCCAAAGAGAUUGCUCCCGAAGACUUGGAUCCCUUCCAGGAAGCGCUGGAAGAAAGACGGUAUCCGGGGGAGGUGACCAUCCCGAGCCCCAAACCCAAGUACCCCCAGUGCAAGGAGGGCAAAAAGGACUUAAUAACUCUGUCGGGCUGCCCACUGGCGGACAAAAGCAUUCGAAGUAUGCUGGCCACCAGCUCACAAGAACUCAAGUGCCCCACCCCUGGCUGCGACGGCUCCGGGCACAUCACCGGCAACUACGCUUCGCACCGGAGCCUUUCAGGUUGCCCGAGAGCCAAGAAGAGUGGCAUCAGGAUAGCACAGAGCAAGGAGGACAAGGAGGACCAGGAGCCCAUCAGGUGCCCCGUCCCCGGGUGUGACGGCCAGGGCCACAUAACAGGGAAGUACGCCUCCCACCGCAGUGCGUCCGGGUGUCCCUUGGCGGCCAAGAGGCAGAAGGACGGGUACCUCAAUGGCUCCCAGUUCUCCUGGAAGUCGGUCAAGACAGAGGGCAUGUCAUGUCCCACGCCGGGGUGCGACGGCUCCGGGCACGUCAGCGGCAGCUUCCUGACGCAUCGCAGCUUGUCGGGUUGUCCGCGGGCCACCUCGGCCAUGAAGAAGGCGAAGCUGUCCGGAGAGCAGAUGCUGACCAUCCGGCAGCGGGCCAGCAACGGCAUAGAAAACGACGAGGAGAUCAAGCAGCUGGACGAGGAGAUCAAGGAGCUGAACGAGUCCAACUCCCAGAUGGAGGCCGACAUGCUCAAGCUCAGGACUCAGAUCACCACCAUGGAGUCCAGCCUGAAGACCAUCGAGGAGGAGAACAAGGUGAUCGAGCAGCAGAACGAGUCCCUUCUGCACGAGCUGGCCAACCUCAGCCAGUCCCUCAUCCACAGUCUGGCCAACAUCCAGCUGCCACACAUGGAGGAUGGUGUAUGGUGGGGGCAGUAAAUGAGGUUUUUUGCAUUCCAAGGAAAUGGCAUAUGGAUUAACUGUAAGAAAUGAGCUAAGUAAUUUAUUGUAAGACAACAUCAAGCCAUGGAAACUUGGCGGAAGACUCAAAGCAGCUUAAACAGCACUUUUAACUUAACUCCUGAGCAUUCCGUGGUGUGACUGUGGGACCUUCAGUUAAGACAGGGGCUCCUUGAGGCGGAUGACCCGGAGCCGUCCUCGGGCGCGCUCCGUCCGCUUUGGAACAAGCUUCUCUUACCUCCCGGGAGUCCCGGGCCCUCUGAAGUGUCCGUCGCCGCCCCGUGCGAUGACCGCUCAGAAUCUCUGUGUUUUCGUUUCCUCUCAAAGAUCAUUUCAGACUAUUCAUGUCUCCUUUCCACCUGCAAGAGUACCCCCUGGUGUGGUGGUGGGCAUCUUCCCGUGGGGGCCGGAGCGGACGCCGUGCGCGUCUGGAGGUCCUGGGCCGGAGGGGCGGCUGGCUUGGCGGGGAGAGCAGCUCCGGGCCGCGCCGCCACCCCCGCCCACGCCCCAGGUGGGUGUCGCAUAAAGCCCAGGUCCCCUUCAGAGCCGGGACCAGCGCGUGGCGCCUUCUCGUCCGCUGGAGGCCCGUGGACCGCGCGCACGGGCGCGGCCCGGUCCGAGGGUCACGACCCGCUCUGGGACGGACGCGGCCAGAGCGUGAGCCUCCCUCGAUGCACGUCAGCACGUGUCGGCUUUACACUAGAUCAUCCUAGAUGGUUCCCGCCGCGGAGACGGUCCCACCCUGGCGUCUGCCCUGCGUGCUGCCCGAGACCACUUUCCACGGCCACGCGCCCCGCCUCGUCCCCGGGGCGCCGAGUCGUGUGUUCCGAUGGCCGCUGGCUUGGUCGCGUGUCCCCAGCACCCUCCCUUCCAUGUCUUGAUGUUAUGCAGGAAAGUGCUAAAGUACUUUAACAUUUUGUUAUGAAAAAAAAAAAAAAGAUGGGUUUUGUAAAAAUAAAAAAAAAAUAUUUUUAGCAGAACAGGACUACAGGGUCGUUGUCCCCACCGCGUGCCAGUCGACGAUUUGCACUUCCCUGUCCUCUCUCUGCGCACGGAGCUGUGCCACCCCCGCGUCAGUGGCCUCGUGCCCCUGGCUGGCGGAGUCCGAGGAGGCCUCCCGGUGCUGGGUGCGGCUGCGGGGGCGACAGGGGCCUCACGGCAAGGACUGACACCACCUCAACCUCGGUGUAGACAUACGUGUACACACAGACGCACGCCCAGCAGCACUUUAUACUGCUCACUGUACAAGCGCCCGCAGGCUUCCGGGGGACGUUCGCACGGACCGGCUGGGAGAAGAUUCUGCAACUGCUCGGGGCGCUGCCGCCCCGCCCCGCCCCGCCCGGAGAGCCCGCUCUCUGUCGCGCGAGGAGGCGUAGCUGCCAUGCUCAGAAUUGCCUUUUCGAGAGCUGAAGCAAGGUGCUCCUGUCACCGAUGCCAUAUAGAUACCGUCCGGGGCCCCCGCCUCCGGGCAGGGCCCCCCUGUUCAUAUCGGCACAUGCAUCUCCCCGCCCCGUGGUGUCUGCCGCUUCUUUGCCAAGAUAGUGAUGCUUUUCGUAGUGUAAUAGGUAGUAUGAGUUUGGGAUUCUUCUUGUUCUCACCUAUGUCAAUGGAAAGGGGUUUUAAGCACAAAUCUGCUGCUCAUCCAACGUUGGUACAUUGUAUCAAAUCAGAAGUUAUCUGUGACUAUUAUAUAAGGAAUCACAAAAGUGUCACAUAUUAGAAUGUUGACCUUUCAUAUGGAAUUAUCGUGAGUCAUCAGAGUUUAUUUAUUAUAACUGAUUGUUCAUAUUCAUUUCUAAGUUAAGUUAAGUAAUCAUUUAUGAAGACGGAAUUUUGUAUAAAUAUUUAUCGUGCUCUCUGUGGAACUGAAGUUUGAUUUAUUUUUGUACUACACGGCAUGGGUUUGUUGACACUUUAAUUUUGCUAUAAAUGUGUGGAAUCACAAGUUGCAGUGAUAUUCAUUUUUAAAUUGUGAACUUUGUACAAACUUUGUCAUGCUGGAUGUUAACACAUCUUACUCGAAAUAAAAAGGUGUUGCCACAUCUGUAGCCCGAGGGCUCCCU
Messenger RNA from Phacochoerus africanus (Common warthog), 5633 nucleotides. It is a transcript of the gene MYT1L, whose product is annotated as myelin transcription factor 1 like. The transcript is spliced from 21 exons. Gene Ontology annotation, molecular function: DNA-binding transcription factor activity, RNA polymerase II-specific; RNA polymerase II cis-regulatory region sequence-specific DNA binding; zinc ion binding. Gene Ontology annotation, biological process: regulation of transcription by RNA polymerase II. Gene Ontology annotation, cellular component: nucleus. Lineage: Eukaryota; Metazoa; Chordata; Mammalia; Artiodactyla; Suidae. The record is from RefSeq and is a predicted model, not a curated record. The coding region runs from base 145 to 3549 and encodes 1134 amino acids.